UAAAGUACUGGGGGACAGUUCAACUGUUCAGAUGAGUGAGUGUAGAGGUCUCUGGAGCUUCUGAAGAACGUAAAUAUAUUUCUCGUGUAUUGGCAAUGGUAAAUGUUGUCGUCUUCUCUCAUCCACAUUUCAUAGUGUCAGUCGGUCUCUUGUUGGAUGGGACGUUGCAGCUAUCUGUUUAUGGAAGGAACUUUCUCUAACAAACAUGAACAAUUGGAGGAACCCUAGACAUCUGAAGGAAUUAUGCGAAGAGAAAUUCUGCAGCCUGAUAUACCGUCCAUUUGUAAUAUGGACUAAAACACUGUCCGUGUCUGAAGCAGUUCAAUGGAGAAUCAGGCUGAUCGUGUUUCAGCUCAUGCUUAAACAGUGCGUUGAAUUGAAAGAAUAUCUGAUGUCGCUGCCGGAGUUAGCCUGCAAGCUUCUGAUGGAAAAGAUCUUCAAAACUGUCUCCGCUAUUAUCGCAUCGUACCACUUAGCACUUUGCUCCCGACUUCGAAACUUGGAUUGCAGACUUCAGUAUGAAGAAGUCUGUCUCUACAUGCUCAGAGUCGUCUUCCUUCCAUGCAUAAAAGAGUGUAACAUCAGGGAUAUCCAAAAUGUAUUCGUACAGGAGUUAGUGUCGCAGUCGCUUCAAACAAAUCCAAAUAUCACUCGUCUGAUUCUUCCACAUAUUCCAACUACUAAAGUCGAAAAUUCUGUUUUGAGUAGUUUUGAAAGUCUGGCAGUGUUGCAAGAAUUCAAUUCUGAAUUUGGUUGCACUAAUGAUAUAGUUAUAGAGUUGGGAAAACAUUGCAAAUUACUCAAGGUACUUGACAUCACCGGUUCUAAACUUGUUACUAAUGGAUGUGUCCAGUAUAUUCUGAAUAUGCAAAACUUGGAGAAACUCUAUGUCUCAGAAAGUAGCAUUUCUGAGACGUGUUAUGCUCUGCUUAUUUCAAAUUUGCCACGAAUUCAGAACAUAACUUGGAAAGGUCCAGUUGAUUUUAUAUUACGAAAGAUUACAAAAAUAUCUAUUCCUUCAGUAAAUGAGUUUGUUGGCGCAGUAUCAGAUGCGUCCUUAGUGAGAAAAGUGUGUCCACAUGUCAAAUACUUGAGCGUUUGUAUACAGACGGGAGAUGCUUGGGAUCUGGUGAACCUGAAUAACGUAGAGUGGUUGGAAUUCACGUCUUGCGAUUAUAACAUCCAAAGCUUGGGGAUCGUAUUUAAAUAUCUGGGCAAAAGACUUGUAAAGUUAGAUAUGGCCGCUGUCAAAAAUGUUGAUAUUACUCAAAUUAUUAGAUAUUGUACCGUUUUGGAGAUUUUCAACGUUGGCCUUUGUGAAAUUGUAAUUUCGGAAAUUUUUCCACUCACUACCGAAUUGCGACAUUUUAAGAGCGUCAAGGAAAUUGCACUUGUAUGCAACCAAAAUGUCGUAUAUUUCCUCAAGAUCCUUCACCUCUAUGAAAAUUUAGAAUCUUUCUAUGCAGAAGGAGUUGCAGAUCUAGAACAUAAUACUUUAUCUGAAAUUAUAAAUGCUGGUGGCUUUAGAAAACUUUCUAAAAUACGCCUUUGUUUCUGUGGACUUCUCACUUUGCAGACGGCUUUGUUGCUGAUCGGGAGGUGUGGAAAUCUGCUUGUAAUAGGGAACUUAAGUGCUUGGUACGGAGUCAGUGUUGAUGAUCAGAACUACCUGUUUGAUUUUGUUCUGACAAAUAACCUUGCAUUAUCUGUAGUUUGAAAAUAAUUUGAAAUUAAUUUUAAACUGAAGAGUGUCGUAUUUUACGUUUAUGAGUUAAUAUUUUAAAUGUACCGCAAUUUGUAUAAUCGCACAAGUGUAGUUUGAUACAUAACGAAAUAUAAAAAUAUUUUGCAGUGAA
Messenger RNA from Zootermopsis nevadensis, 1856 nucleotides. Lineage: Eukaryota; Metazoa; Arthropoda; Insecta; Blattodea; Termopsidae. The record is from RefSeq and is a predicted model, not a curated record.